AUGGUGAAAGCGGACAGGGAAGAUCCAGACCCUCGAUCCACGAUCCACACAUCAGGCCACAACCCACCACCCUCAACCAUGUUUAGCACACGCCUCGGUCUUUCUCCCCUGCUUCACUCCUCCAAGCAAGCAUCCUCAGCCCUAUCGCGCCUCGCCAUCCCGACAACGACGUCGACUCCCCUGCGACUCACGCUCCCGAGUGCUACCCCGCGCCGCUUCUGCAGCUCCCACACCGUCGUCGACGAUAAAGACCGCAAGAAAGACAUCACCAUGUAUCUCCAGGAGACGCACGACAAGGUGUUUGAGAACAACAAGUCCUGGGCCGCCGAGCAGGUCGCCAAGGACCCCGACUUCUUCAAGAAGCUCGCGGCCGGCCAGAACCCCGAGUACCUCUGGAUCGGAUGCUCCGACUCGCGCAUCCCCGCCGAGCAGAUCACGGGCCUGCAGCCCGGCGACGCCUUUGUGCACCGCAACAUUGCCAACCUGGUGUGCAACACGGACCUCAACGUUAUGAGCGUCAUCGAGUAUGCCGUCAAGCACCUCAAGGUUAAGCACAUUGUCGUCUGCGGCCACUACGGCUGCGGCGGUGUCAAGGCUGCCAUGACCCCCAAGGACCUGGGCCUCAUGAACCCCUGGCUGCGCAACAUCCGCGACGUCUACCGCCUGCACGAGAAGGAGCUCGACGCCAUCGCUGAUGAGGAGGCCCGCUACGACCGCCUCGUCGAGCUCAACGUCUACGAGCAGUGCCGCAACGUCGUCAAGACUGCCGCCCUGCAGCAGUCGUAUGCCGAGAACGGCUUCCCCGUCAUCCACGGCUGGGUCUUCAACUUCCGCGACGGCCUGCUCACGGACCUCAACGUCGACUUCAAGACCAUCCUCAAGGAUAUCCAGAAGAUCUACAACCUGACCGACUAA
This is a messenger RNA of Neurospora tetraspora, 915 nucleotides long. Its product is annotated as carbonic anhydrase. Gene Ontology annotation, molecular function: carbonate dehydratase activity; zinc ion binding. Gene Ontology annotation, cellular component: cytoplasm. NCBI's taxonomy places the organism in Eukaryota, Fungi, Ascomycota, Sordariomycetes, Sordariales, Sordariaceae. The coding region runs from base 1 to 915 and encodes 304 amino acids. The record is from RefSeq and is a predicted model, not a curated record. The transcript is spliced from 2 exons. Gene Ontology annotation, biological process: cellular response to carbon dioxide; carbon utilization; cellular response to oxidative stress.